AUGUCGAACCGGCACGCUCAGACAAGGCAACCCGGGAACAAGGGUUUGGCCAAAACCCAAAAGGUCUUCGUCCCCAAGAAUCAAAACCAAAAUCCAGGCCCUAAAGAGCCCACGCUCUCCAGCUCUCUCAGGCAAUCGCUUGCCACUCAAUCCAAUGCCGAAACUGCCACCGUUGCUGCUGCGGCGCCGUCGGCAAGUAGGGUUCGGAUGGGAGAGAAAGGAGAGUGGGUGUCCAGCAGAGCUCAUGGUGGCAAUUUCGUAAAUUACUUGCCCCAGGAUGAGGCGGUGGCGGCUGGGCUCGGCGCCGACGAAGGUGGAUUGGAUGCCCUGCAGUCUCAGAGAGUUGUGGAUCUUCUUAACAGAGAGCUCUCUCGCUUGCUCAAGUUGAACCCGAAGGAGUUCUGGAGACAAGUGGCUAGUGAUGCUUCCUUGCAUGAAUUUCUGGAUAGCUUCCUACAGUUCAGGAGCAGAUGGUAUGACUUCCCUCAUCGUGGAGCCAAAGAAAUGGUGGCAGGGGUCAUUGUUGGGGAGUUCGAAUUAAGCCGACGUGUUUUUAUGGCAUUGUAUCGCAUAUCCUCUAAUAGGGAUCCCGGUGCACGUGCUGCUGAUAGUCUCAGUCCAAAAGACCAUGAAGUUCUUUUGCAGGAGAAGAAGUUGCUUGACCUGCCUAAGUUGCUAGACAUCUGUGCUAUAUAUGGUCAUGAAAAUGAAGAUUUGACCAGAGUGUUGGUUGGAAAUGCAGUGAAAGCACAUACUAGAAUACAUGACAAUUUGACUGCAGUGGCUUCACAUUUCCUUAGCAUUGUUCAAACAAUGUAUCAACGUAGCAGUACAGCUUUGGAGGCCCUUUUUUCCUCUGGAAACCCUGGAGACCAGGGACCCAGCCUUCUUACUGAUCUAUUGGAGGUUAUGGACUUCAUAAACGAUGCAAUUGUAUCCAUGGACGCUUUACUAACUGCCUACGAACCAUCAGCUGUGUUCUUUUUGUGCCCUGUUGAAACGAGUUACGGGAACGACGCAUUACUAAGCACUCUAGCAAGGUUGCAUGAUUCAUUACUUCCAUCUUUGCAGCGCGGGUUUCGAAUAAUUUCAAGUUCACCAGCUUCAGAAGAUAAAAUGGUGUCUAAUAUUGCUAUAAGUUUGAAAAUGUUGUCAAUGAGAAUCGUCAAGUUUGGUUGGAAACUCUUGGACUUAUGCUAUCUAAGUGAGGAGGUCUUCAAAGAUAACCUUCCCAUUCCAUCUGCUGCAGAGAUGUUCCCAGCCAAAGUAGAGGAUCCUUUCAUUAGGGCAGAUAUAUUGGUACAAACUUUAAGAGAGAUUAACGGAAUUUCAGUAUGUGCUCAGGAAAACCAGAAUAGGCAAACUUUUCUUCAAAAUGUUGAGAAGAACUUCAACAUUUUGGGCAAAAUGGAGAACUUACAAAAUAACGGAUGGAUAGUCAUGGAUGAUGAACAGCUAGGGUAUGUAUCCGGGAUACUGAUCAGUUCUCACAAAGUCAUUGUUAAGGAGCACCCCAGUACGACAGUCCCUUUAACAAACAACAAGGUGCAAAUAGAUGAAGAUGUUGCAAUUGUAGAGUCCAGAAUCAGUCAAAUAAAGGACCUCUUUCCUGAUUAUGGCAAAGGGUUUUUAGCUGCCUGUCUAGAAGCCUACAACCAGAAUCCUGAGGAGGUGAUUCAGAGGAUUCUUGAAGGAACACUUCAUAAAGAUCUGCAGUCCUUGGACACUUCACUAGAAACAAUGCCAGUAUCCAAGAAUGCCACUGUUAGUAGGAAUGAUAAAGGGAAAGGAAAGCUAGUUGAAUUUACAGCACCACCCGCCACUAAUACAGUGGCCAUUGCUAGGGAUAAACCAAACAGCAGCUCUUCAGUUUCAUCUUCCUCUACACAGGGAAGGUUUGUUAGGAAGUCUAAAGCGGACUUGCCUGAUUCUGAUAUCCUUGAUAACAGAAAUGAAGAGUACACAGCAAAAACUGCUGCUCUUAUUUCGAAGUAUGAAGAUGAGUAUGAAGAUGAAUAUGAUGACUCUUUUGAUGAUCUAGGUCUGAGUGUUGCAGAUUCAGGAGUUGGGGAAAGUGAGAUAUUUAGUGAAAAAAGUAGCUCAAAUAUGGGUAGGCCUUUUGAAAAGCAAAAUGAAAGUUCAUCUCGAAGUGCUCCUAGUUCGAAAUGGGGCUCCAGACAGAAGCCCCAGUAUUAUGUCAAGGAUGGUAAGAAUUACAGUUACAAAGUUGCAGGUUCAAUUGCAGUUGCAAAUGCUGGUGAAGCAUCAUUAAUUACAGAAGCACAGCAGGACAUGAUUCAUGGCCUUGGUCGCGGCGGCAAUCUUCCUCUUGGUGCGGUCAAGAAGCUGACGGAGUACUCUGAGGAGCAAAACAAGCAGUUUGAUAUUCCUCAGAUGGAAGGGAGAGGGAGAGGGUUUAUUGGGAAUGCCAGGGGCAGAGGAAGGAAAGGAGGAAGACAAAGGGAUUCCAGUGAGGAGCAGGAUAAUAAGCAAAAUGAUACUUCUGAAGUUGAAGGCCAAGAGAAUACCGAGAAUCAAAGGGGAGGAAGGGGAAGGGGACGGAGAGGAGGGGGAGGGGGAAGAAAUUUCAGAAAGGACAGGGCCAUGAAUAAGCACUUUUCUGGUUUAGGUGGCUUUUAG
Messenger RNA from Prunus armeniaca (apricot), 2640 nucleotides. The record is from the annotation of a GenBank genome assembly. NCBI's taxonomy places the organism in Eukaryota, Viridiplantae, Streptophyta, Magnoliopsida, Rosales, Rosaceae.